AUGUCGAAGAAUGAAUCAGGGCUGCAAGGCUUGCAGAACCAGCUCGAGAUCUCGAGUGCUGACUUUGCAUUCUCAGCGUCUACAGAAGCAUCCACGCCCCCUACCUCAGUGUUCGAUUCUGAGGAAAAGGCUCUACUGGUCAACACAAAGAAUGGCCUAAUCAAAGGCCGCCUUACUGAAACUCUAAACAGCAUUAUUGACGUGGUUGAAGACUUUGACGUGCGAGAAAGCCAUAACUCGGAGUCCGUCUUGGAUUCUGUCUUGGAGUCCAUAUACUUCGAGCUAGAUAGCAAUCAGAAAGAGAGAGUCUACAGGUUUUGUUACAAAGUUGUCGACUUACACUUCGACGAAGAACUCGACAGAACCUCGACUAAGUGUGAGGAACCUGUCCUUACUACGGAGGGUGGUCAGGCCACGGACGAUAUCACCUCAGAGCUCAUGGAGGAUGCUGGAGUUGAGGCCUCGUCACUUGAAAGCCAACAGCGAAACACUCAUGCGGGUCCUACCGAUGCAAAAGAACCCAACAAAGGUUCGGCUCAGCAAAAGGAGUCUAUCUCUACAAUAUACAAAGAUGAUCAGGCCACAGCAGACGAUGAGUUGGAACUCAUGCGUGAUGCAGGGUCUCAGUCUCCAUCACUCGAAAGCCAGCGCGGAAGCUUUCAAGGGGACGCUGCGGAUGCGGGAGAGUUCCCAUGGUCCGAGACAAAAGCUUCAGGAUCAGAGUAUUCUCGCGAUCCAGGCUCAAUGCGGCCCCUAGAUGCUCUCUUUGUCUCACAGGAUGCUUCCAACAUUCGCAUGUCACACCUCGCCAAAGCAAAUCAGCGACCUGAAAUCCGACAGAGUUCAGUCGUGGAUGCUGCUGCCUGUGCAACUGAAUGCACCGGUGAGCACAAACAAACACCAAAGAAACCCACAGAUGCAUCGAAGACGGAUGACACCACCACGCAAAUUACUGAUGGGGAGAUGUUGAAUAUAUCCAAGAAUAGCUCCAAAACCACCACUACCAACGCGUCUACCGGGGAAGAAACACUCUGCGCUACGUCACAAAGCGACAAGGGGCAGGACACUUUUAUCCAUGCUCUGGAAGUGAAGUCCAUCGGGGUAUUUAUUCAAGAUGCUUAUAACGAGUUAGAAUAUUUCGCUACAGAUACUGCAGACCAAAAGUUGUCUCAAUCAUGGCAGCUGUGGAAGCAUGAGUCGUCGACCUACUCGGAUGGUUCGAUGCUUCUCGAAGUAUUGGACCAUGCAUAUAAAAAGACUCGGAUAGCAACCUUCCACUACGCUUUCACGGCCAUGCACGCUGCUACAUGGUUCAACAAUAGGAAGUCGCUGCUGACUGACCAAGGAGAAGUUUCAAAACCAUCGCUGAAGUCAAGUGAGAUUCUUGACAUGUUCACCGGUCCUAAGCCCCAGGAAAGAACGGAGCAUUCGAAUUGGGAGGAGAAACGGAAGCGCUGCUCAACACAUCUUACGCGUGGGCGUAAAUUGCUCAAACUGGUCCAAAAUUUUGGUCAGGGCAUUUUGUUCACGGGUGUUUGGCAGCUUGCUAAGUGCAAAGAAGCCGGCAUUGACCGUUUAAUAGACUACCUGAAGCAAGAUGCUCCGAAAAAGUUGGUACUCAAUGUUCUGGAUCGCCAAAUGGAGGACCUGAUACAAUUCGGGAAAACCGCCCCAGACCAAUUCUACGCCUGCUUGAUAAAGGAAGCAAGCGACCAAAACAUUGACCUAGGAAUUGGUCUCGAAUCAAAGCAAGGGCAACCAAGAGACGCUGUCAUUUCUGAAGCGGUAAACUCGUUGAUAUGUGAAAUUAUGGACAGAACCUCAAGCGAAACACUCGUCCUUACCGGCAUGAGAUCUAAGGUCACUCUAGAUCAAGACUCGAUACGUCCAAUCGAUCCAGACAAAUCGAAGCGCGUUGGCGUUCCUAACGGGUGGAUUGACAGCAAUGUUAUCCUGGCAUGCAUGCACUUAUCUUACCACCAGCCAGGCGUCAAAGUUGGCUGGUCAAUCGAUAUUCAUCAACAAAACAACAAAAAAACUGUUUACAAGCCGUUUAACAGAGCACUGGUCGAACUUAAAAAGUGGCGCAAAGAAACAAAAGAGGGGGUGAAGUUGGUCGCCUUCUUCCCGUUGUUUCAACACAACAAUCACUUUAGCCUCCUUGAGAUCGAUGAUGGUGACAAGUGCCUAUAUCACUACGAUUCUCUCCCCACGACAGCUCAGGGCGACGUUAUGUCUGCUUGCAAGGACCAAUUCUCGGAGUAUAACUACGUUGAGCCACACGUGUUUCAGCAAGAAGAUGGUCACAGCUGUGGUCCAUGGGUAAUCCACACGGCCAGACAACGAAUGGCUGGCAUGUCCAUCCAGCCAGGUAGGUAUGGCGAUGGCUUCGCUCUCAGGAUAAGGGAAGACGUGAAGUGA
This is a messenger RNA of Pochonia chlamydosporia 170, 2421 nucleotides long. RefSeq lists its product as hypothetical. The transcript has 5 exons. Gene Ontology annotation, molecular function: cysteine-type peptidase activity. Gene Ontology annotation, biological process: proteolysis. The record is from RefSeq and is a predicted model, not a curated record. The coding region runs from base 1 to 2421 and encodes 806 amino acids. Lineage: Eukaryota; Fungi; Ascomycota; Sordariomycetes; Hypocreales; Clavicipitaceae.